UAUACAUCAUAUCUUCAAUGGCGAGCUAUCUAUAAAAGUUAUUAUGAUUUAGAACCGGAAUUAUUCUUCUGUUAAUUUAAAUUAAAUAUACAGAGACAAGUUUUAUAGUUAUUUAUUUGUUAAGAACCAACCACCAAUCAAAAAGUUAUGUGUGUUUUGGAAAAAGGUAAUAAAAAAAAGUAUAUAGUUUUAUAAACGUAAGAGUUAUCUACCUACCAAGUUACAACCAUGUUAUUUGUAUAAACAAUUUUGUAACGUGAUAACGUAUAUAAAUUCAUAUGAAAAAAAUCAUAUUAUGUAAGUAAAAUUUCUGCAAGUAUUAUGCAAGUAAAGUUCUUUUGAACAAACUGAAAAAAAUGUUAUUAAUCCAUUGAAAUAUAGUAUUAUUAUAAGAAUAGGUACCUAAUUUAUAUAAAUAAUCAGUAUAGAAAACACGCGCAAUGUGGUUUUAUUAUUGAUUACUUAUUUAAUUUUCGUAUAAUUAUAUACAUAUAACAAUAAUGAAUUUUCAAAAAUUGGACUUAUAUAAUAUAAUAUAUACUUGAUGAUUCAUUCAUCAUGUUCACGCCAUUUUUUUGGUUAAAUUUGUGUACAUUCAAAUACAGAUUUUCAGAAUUUUUAAGUGUGGUUAAAGUCGAUAUUUUUGAAUACUUAAAUGUUUCAAAACAUUUAAGGAGUAUUUAGUAUUUUGGUUUUUCAAAUGAGAACCUUUAUUGAAAAUUGCAUAAAUAGACGAAGUGUUACUUUAAAUAAAUGUUGGUGUUAAAAUGUUUGAUUUCCGUCAACCCGUUGACGAGAUAUUUCAUUUUUAAGUUUAGCUUGGGUAAGAGGUGAUUAGUGGAACACUAAUGAAAUGCCACGCAACACAACGUGCCGUUCACAUAAAUAAUACUUCAUUACUCUCGCCCUCCUUAAACUUAAAAGUGGAAUAUCUCGUUAACAGGUUCAUUUAAAUCAAACAUUUUAACUCCAAAAUGUACUCCUUAAAUGUUGUGAUAUAUAUAAGUAUUUGAAAAUAGCGGCCUUAACUAUACUUAAAAAUUCCAAAAAUCAGAAUUUAUAUUCAUUAUACAAAAUUAAAAAAAAAAAAAAAAUUGAGUGAGCACGCUCAGUGAAUCAUCAUGUAAACUAGGUUUAAAGCUACUUGAUAGUUAGUCAAUUAAUGUACCAAUGUAGUAAUAAUACAAAUAUUAGUUUAGUCAAGAUAUUUGUUUCGUCUAUAAUCAUUGAGGUACUAUGAAUAGUACCUAGGUAUAGAUAAAAACAAAAAAAGUCGACCAUACUACAUAUGACGGGUGGGCCACUGUUGUAGAUGAGAAACUGGGAAGGUAAGAUAUAAAGAAGAUAUUUCCGAUUUUCGUCAAAAUUUAAUAUUAAAAUUCUUAUUAAAAAAACAUUAAACUCAAAUUUAUCUUGUUAACCAUAAAGUACAACUUAUAAUAAACCUCUUAUUAAAUUUCCAAGCACUUUUGAAGUGUCUUAACAAUUUUAUCCACCUAUCAAAUAAAAAUUGUGUAAAAAAAACUCACAAAAAUAAAAUGUCUACGAAUAGUUCAAAUAUAGAUAAAAUAUUUUGAAUGUUUUACUACGUAUAUAAAAGGAAAAUAUAAGUUCCUGUCCAAAUUUAAUGUCUCUGCGAAUAUUUUUAACUGAAUCGCAACAAAAGUUUAAUUUAAAAAUAAGUAAUUAAUAGGUAAUAGGCAUUAUUUUCGUAAAUUUUCCCAUUUAUCCUGCAUUUAUUACCGGCUUUUCCCAAUUAUUAUAAACAUUGCUUAGAAAAUUGAAAAAUGUCUAAAAGAAACGCCUAGAUUUUUUCCUUUCAGAAAAGAUGUUACACUUGAAAAUCGGAGAAAGAUUAUCUGAGAAAUUUUGUACCCAAUAAAAUAUAAAAAAUAUUCAUUGUAAAACCAAUCCAUUUCUCAUUUUUCUCAGAAUCUAAAAAAACAUUUUUAUAUUCAUACAAACGUGAAUCUUUCUGGUUUAUUUCUAAAAACCACCGCAUACUGAUCACCAUAUUUCAACCCUACUUCUUUGUAUCAUUAAAUCACCAUCUCGAUUCAAAUAAGUUCACAAAGCAUUGAGUUCCCAGUGGUGUCUUUAGGUUUUUUUCUUGGGGUGGGCUAUAAUUUUAUUUAGUAGUAACAUACUUGAGUAACACCUCGAUAUCAUGAUCAAUUACAGUAGGUAUUUUGUGUUCGUGUCCAGAAUUUUAUCUUGAUAUUGAAACAGUGGCCUAUAGUCAUUAAGUUCAUCAGUAGAAACUGAUGUGUGGAAAUAAUUAAUUAUUUUUAAAGGUUUCAUGACUAAAAACGAAUACUAUUUUGUUUUUUAAAAUCGAUAAAAUUCAGAUUAAAAUAAUUGCAAGAAUGCAAAUUGUUAGAUAAAUAUUAAAGAUCACUAGAUCUUAAUGAUAAGACGCUUGUGAUAACAUAUCCAUCAUAGAUUAUCGAUUAAUUUCGAUAAUAUCACGUAUAUCUUAUACCUAACUAUAUCUUAGUCUGUGGUGCAUAAACCCGUAUAGUGUAUACUAGUGUAUAUCGCCGUAAAACCACUCUUAUCACUCAAGGAGAGCCCGUAAUCACCCAUAGACUUUAUACUAAGUAGUAUAAGGUCUAUCUCUAUGUCUUAUGUGAUCACUGACCACAGAGACCAACUCAAAUAUACAUAAAAUAUUUUAAUUCUUGCAAUUAAUGUAAUCAAUAAUUAAUAAUAUGAUAAUAACCUAUUAGUGAAAUAUAUAAACAAUUUCUUUUCACGAAAUGAAUACUAAAAUUUUAUAUCUUGUAUUUUUUUCAUCAAAUGGCUAUCCACUUGGUGAAACAAAAUAUUUAGUCUUUUUGUAUAUAUUAUUUUGUAAACAUUUGAAAUUGGGAUGUAUGAUAUUAUUUAAAUUAAGAUAGGUAGGUAAUUUCGUUUCAUUUGUAAUAUUUUUAAUUUUAUUUCUUUACCUGUAUAUUUGGUAAGAAUUAUUUAUACCUAUUCUGGUAUACACGAUUUUAGUAAAUUAUACAAUUCUAUGGUUACAUGACGUAUAGUAUAAGUAGUCAAGUAAACAAGUGUAGUAACGUAAAGACAAGUGUGUUUAUUAAAUGGAAUUCGACGCGAAAAUUAGAUAUUUUGAAACCUUUUAUUAUUAAAAAAAAGGUAGGAAAUAACCAAAUUAUUGUAUGAACCCUAGGUAGAUGUUUGGUUGAAUUCCGUUGCGUAUGUUUCAAAAGUAAAAUCAAAUGUAAUAUAGCCGUGAAAACUAAUUGUUUGAAUAAAUAAAUUAGCACCUACCAUUAUUGAAAUAAUUACAUAUCCUUAACACUAGUAAAAAUAAUAUCUAUAAUAAAGACUAAAUAAUAUUUUGUUUCACUAAUAGGAUGACCGUAUAUAUAAAGUGAAAUAUUUCUGAAAUUUGUAUCUAACAAAUUCUAACAAUUGUCUAAUAAUAUCGAUCAUAAUCCCAUAGAUAUGAUUUGAUACUUUUUUUAAAUGUUUAUCUCAUAUGCAGCAUUGGACAGUGGAUAUGUACUAAGCACUAACAGUUUUUAAAGUUAAAUAACUUUUAAAAUUUUUUCUAACAAAUUCUAAAAAUUGUCUAAAAAUGUUGAACAAAUCUGAGUAGAAUUUGUUGAAGUGGAGUCUUAAAGUUAUGCUAUGUUUAUAGUGCGAGCUUAACGUAGAUGAAUGGGUGUUUUAUACUGAAAAUGUAAUGAACAACCACGAUUAAAUUUUUCUGAGGGAUCUAAUUUUAUCGGUUUAUAAUAAGUUAACAAAACUUAAAUUAACGGAAAAUUGUUUUUUGUUUGUUUUUUUUUAGCAUUUUAGAUCUGUUUGUGCAUUGGGAAUGUCAUUUUUUGAUUUUUCCUUGUAGUUUUCAUUAUGAUUGGGAAAAUCGAGAAACAUGAAUAUAAAAAAAAACAGACAAAUUUACGACAGUAAAAGUUUCAUUAUUUUUGAUUUUAUUUUUCUACAAGAAAUCUUUCUCCAAAUUUUAAGUGUGCAUCUUUUCCAUAAAAAUAGUUUACCUAUUCGAUCUAUUAGAAAAAAAAAAUUAAAAUUUUACUUGUUUUUUAACAACUGAAAAACCAAAAAAAAAAAAAAUUAGAAACAACUGGACAUAUUUUGGAAAUAAUGGAUUCUUUAUUUUCGAUUUUUUUUAGGUUUGUUUUGGUUAUUUGUCGUUCUCUCGUUGGAGUCGAUUAUUCUGCAAUCGGCUACAACAGAAGAAUUGUGUGUUGAAGCGGAUGACCAGUGCUCAGAUACCCAUGUUCAGUUUUAUUUGUACACAAUGUAUGUUAAGUCGUCAAAUAAUAAUUUAGUGUUCUAUGUAUGUUGCCCAUAAUAUGGUCAUAUUUAUAUUAUAAUUGCCACCUUUUGCAGUGGGUUAGGUUAGUUUAUGCGUAUAAACGUACUAUUUAAAUAUGUUUGAGGAAAGCCGAAACUGGUUCAACCUCAGGAAUGGCUAGGUAAAACCGUGGUGUCUAAAAAUUUGAUUAUCUCAUAGUAGAAUGUGUGCUAUUUUAAAAAUAUUAUAUAAAAAUAACUAGUCGAGGCUCACUAUGUAUGGUAAGUGAGGUUCUGUCUCAUCUAAAAUUUACUUAGUUUAACUUAUAAAUGCCAUAUUUAAAAAAAAUGGACAUACUUCGCACUAUGGGUGGGCCACUGUUGGGUGCGAAUUGGAAAGAUAGAGGGGAAAUUUAAUGUAUUAAGUGAUUCAUUGAAAAGGGCACACUCAUUAUAUCGGAAAGUAUUAACUUUUUCCGGAAUUUGUUUUCUAGGAAAUUUAAGAAACAAGCUGCUCUACAAUUUUAUAUGCAUGUUUUUAUUUAUCACCCUUAUUUUGGGGCAAAAACUACUACCACAUAUGAUUUUUGAAGGAUAACCUAUAUUGAAAAUUCAAUAAUUAGGUGCAGAAUCAGUUAAAAUAAAUUUUAGUGAUGACAUUUUUGAUUUCCAUCAUGUCAUUGACGAGAUAUUUUACUUUUAAGUUUGAGUUAGAAGAGAGCUCAAUAUUUGCACAAUUUGUUUUUGAAAAUUAUAAUGAGGCUGGGGGUAGAAGGGGCUGGCCAAACGUGCGUUUUGAAUGUGUAAAAUAAAGAAUCAUAUUAAUUGUAUAGCUGUUUUUAUAAAAUAUUAAAGAAUUACUUCACUAUAAAAAUAUUAUGAAAUAUUCAAAUAUAUUAUAUAGACGUCUUUGCCUAAGUGACGUCAGUCUUUAUAUUCGAUUUUUUUGGCUCGGUGAUAGUGUUUCUAUUAUUUUUGUAAACUUUUACAGGCUUAAUAAAGAAAAUCCCAUUAAGAUAUCGAAAGAAACAGACUUUAAAGAGAUACAGUUUUCAGAAACCGAACAUUUGAAAAUAAUGAUACACGGAAUAGGAGGAUCGUAUAAUGAUGAUUUUAAUACGUCAAUUAGAAAUGGUGAGUAGACGAACACUAAGUUAUGCAAGUACUGUUUUAAGUUCUAUAAUAUUAACUAAUAGAAUAUUUCCAAUCAAUUAUACUCAGAAGUAGCAUGUAAAAUGUAUUAUAAUAGUAGAAAUUAGCGAUUCGAGACUUUGAUACUCAUGACAGUAUCGAAUAUUGAAAUCAAUGUAAAUUUUAAUAUUGCUUAUUUCUUCUUAUUAUUAUUAUUAUUAUUUAGAUUUAUUUGGUUCCCAUGACUAUCUCUAUCCGUCGAAAAAGUAUUUUAAUUCGGCUAAACUCUCAAAGUAAAGCUUCUGCAUUAAUUUUUAAUACAUCUUUCUACUUUAUACUCGGGCAUUCUAGAGGUUUUUUUUUUUAUUGAGUUCUAUUUCAGCACUUCCCGUAGUAGUAGAUUUUAGUUUCUCCAUGCAUGUCUAGCAGUCACAAUCUUCCGUUUUUGAUGCUUUAUAAAAUAAUUUUUUUCAAACGUUAUCUGUAGUUCUCUGUAAUAUGUUAUUAUUUACUAGUCUAAACUCUUCAGAUCUCAUUAAGUCCGUUUGUUGUAUGUUAUGUUCCGAAAUUGUGCAGGUAAUAAAAAAAUAAAAAAAUAAGAGAGGGUUAUUUUUCUAUAUAUUGAAAAUUCUGAAAAAAGUAAAGAAUGUAGCACUUAAUUAGCUUAAUAAUUAUUAAUAAAGUUCCAAAUAGAAUUAGUUAAAUGUUAACUGAUAACCCGUUUUAAUAAUAUUGAACGAAACACGUAACGAGUAAAUAUUGUAUAUAAGGUGUUCAAUCGUUGAUAAGACAAACCUAAUCUCGGAUAAUGUUUACUUUUUCCAAAAAAUUGUAUUAAUAUUUGUUGGAUAAUUAAUUUUUUCAGUUAUUAUUGUGCUAAGAUAUUUAAAUACUCACCUUUUUUAGGUUCAAAUCGGUCUACUUUUAAAGAUCCACAUGUUAGCUGUUCUUAUUUCUAUAUAAUCAUGUAUCUACUUCGUUUUCUUCUAUUUUAAAUUAACCUGUAAAUACUUUCAGUACUAUAUUAUUAAAUCUAUUGAAUAGCAAUUUGUAUAUAGUCUUAAAUUUCAUAGUUGCCAUAGUAUGCCAACAAACUACUGCCUAGUUGUGUACCUUUAUUUCUUUUCAAAAUCCAAUUUCCAACCAUCCUUUUAUUUUUUCUAUGACAAGAAUAGAAAAAAUAAUUAAAUAAUAUAAAAAUAAAAUGUAUUUUAGCUUAUUUUGAACAGGGUCUGGAGUAUAACAUAAUAUCGGUAAACUAUUACGAUCUUAAACCUAUCAUAGAAUGUUAUGAAAAAACCGUCAAAAAUGUGGUACCCAUCGCAAAUUGCAUUGCACAGCUUUUAUCGAAUAUUUUGGACGUAAAAAAGACACAAUUCACUUAUGUCCACGCCAUCGGAUUCUGUGUAGGAGCUCAAAUAGUCGGUUAUACAGCUAAAUUAUUAAAAGAUAUGAAAAUCACUUUCCAAAGAGCUACGGGUGAGUAUUUAGUAAUGCAUUAUGUUUUUUUUAAUCGUUCAAAUCGUGUAGCUAUCUGUAUUACAAUUUUUUCACGUAUUACAAAUUCAAAAUCGAUUAUAUUUUAAAUAACUCAUACAGGGUAUCUAUUUAAUGACAGGUUUAGAUCCAGCGCUACGUAAUUUUGAGUUAAUUUUUAAUUUUCUGGAUAAGGAAAGCGCGGAUUUUGUAGAUAUCAUCCAUACGAAUUGCGGAUUUUUCGGACAACUAAUGCCCGCCGGAUCUGUUGAUUUUUAUGCCAACGGUGGAAUCAACCAACCAGGUUGUCCAAAUAACACGCGUGUGUAUUUUUUCGAAAUAUUAUUAUUAACUUUUGUUUUAUAAAAUAAGAAGACAAUUAUUAUACCUUUUCAGCAUUUAAAAGGUACUGUUUACAAACUUUUCACAAUAAACAGUAUCUUCACGUAUAUAAUACAAUAUUAUAUGACGUACCUAUCUACUUAAAUGAAUAAUAUUAUAAACUAACGUAAACGAAAUAUUACUGUACUGUUAAAUUUUAUUAUUAUUUUAAUUAUCUAGUUUUUCUAUGUCUUAACUUAAUCAAUGUAAAAACUGUUCAAAAGUUUAACUAGCUAAUAAUUUAAUAUGGGACAGGAAAAUUGAUAUUUAUAGUCGUCGCCCGGUUCAGACAUUUUGUAUAUACGCAGUUUUCCCAAUCUAUGUUUUCACUACCGUUCAUGUUGCUUAAUCUUAAUUUGCGAUUAGAUUAUGUGUUGUUUUCAUCAAUCUUCUUAUUACCCGUCGUAAGUACGCAUUUCAAUACUUAUUUCUACAACUGACAAUCGUGUGCUUUCAUCUAUACAACGUUUCCGAUUGGAGACCGCCUACGGUGGUUUUGUUAUUGCAUAAUAAGCUAACCUAACCUAACAGUCGUUAAUUAAUAAUAAUCUAAGGCCGUCAUUAUAUCAUAAUGUCUAACAAUGAUAGUAAGAAAAAUAAUAAGGUCUCCCCGUUAAUAAUCGUUAAUAUAAAUAAACAUGAAAGAAAUGACACUACUUUCAACGCAUCUAAUGAUAAUUGGAUCAUGCACCAAUCUAGUAAAAUACACCAUUCCAGCUCCUCUAACGAAUUUUAUAUCUCACCAAAGUAUUAUCUUGUCUUCUAAAUAGAAAAAAAAAUACUAACAAUACUUACAUAAAUGAAUCUCUUUCAGUUUUACUGUUCAACGACUAAAAAAUCAUGCUAAUGAACUCGAAACCAUACUAAAUAUAUUUGUUAUACAUUUGUUGUACGACUUUCAAUACUCUGGAGUUUGCCUUAAGAUUAUGUAGAUACUUUCGGUUAGGCUUAUCCUUUAAGAUGCUAUAUUUUGCACUUGUACGCCCUAUUUUGGAGUAUGGUUCCGUUAUUUGGGAUCCUUGCGCCAACAAAGACUCAUUGAAGCUGGAAAGGGUUCAACGAAAAUUCUUGAGGUACGGAUGCUUUAAAUUGAAUAUCCCUUGUGAAUCCCAUAACUAUGAACCUGUUGAUUUGAAACUUGGCUUGGUUUCCUUAGCUGAGCGUAAAUGUAUCUCAUUGAUGUAUCACAUAUAUCAUUAAGUUAUUGGAUGGUUUUUUACGAGAUUAGAUUGACUCUUCUGAAUUACUUUCUUUAAUCUGCUUCAGAGUACCUCAACGUUCCUUCCGAUCUAUAACUCCUUUUUAUGUCCCCUUUGCCUUUCUUAAAAGUGAACUCAUCGGACAUAUGAUGACGAAUGCCUAUGUUGACCCUUCGUUUCUUCUGAUUCUUUUUAUGUAAUAACUGUCUAACUAUUAAUAUACAUUAUGUAUAACGCAUGUUUAUAUUAUGUUUAAAAGGGUUUAUCCCGUAUAUUUAAUAAAAAUAAUUGGCAAACGUAUUGGCAAUGCUCUUAUAAUGGAAACGCAUUUUACCCAAUUCUUACACAUGCACAUCACAGGUUAUAAACUACUAAAAGAUAACCAUCCAGAGAAUACCGCACAUAGUGGUGUUUCCAUAUUUAUUAAAUCUACAUUAAUAUUCUAACCUCUAUCAAAUUUUAGUCAGGAUUACUUUAGAUCCUGUUUUAAUUAAUCUAAAUAAUAUUUUUGUGGCAAUAGCUGUAGUUUUCAAUUUAUUCACCAUUGAGACAUACAAUUUCUAGUGCUAUCUUUUCUAAUUAUUUUAGUACUUUUAAUAGUUUUAUCAUCGGUGGUGACUGCAGCGCACAUCAGAGUUGGAAUUUCUGUAUGAACAAUUCACGUGGUCUUGUUCUACGUAACUUUAUAAGUGUUAACAAUUUUAAUAUACUUGGUCCUCCAGGUCCCACUAAUAAAUUGGCUAUCCUGCCCUUGUAAGAAUCCAGACAUACUUGGAAUUUUCGUUACGUAAAUUCCCUCUAACAUACACUGCUCCAUUAAUAACCUCUUUGAUUUAAACUCUGAUCUUUUAUUAGUUCUCCUAACGCUCAUUUUCGAUCCACCAACUCACCUGAAGCAAUCUAAACUUUUUAUACCUCUGAUUGAAUUAAAUUACAUGACAAAGUGAGAUGACAUAAUGAGAUAAAAUUAAAUAUUAUUCUAAAAUCUUUUGAUGACAUAGAAUCAGCCGCACAUUCAUUCACAAUUCAUGCAUCAUCGGCCUGUAAACCACAUUUCCUUGCCAUCUCGCAUACGAAUGCUCAUAGCAGAAAAGUGGAGAGUGAGAACUCUUCAUAAACAAAUUUGACUACCAUUAGAUAAACAUAAAUCUUAUAAUAUAAUUAAUUCUAUUAAAAGAACAUUGUCUAGAAAUAAAGCUCUUUUCGAAAAAAAAUAUUUAUCAAAUGUUUUUAAUAAUGAUGGUUCUCUUUGAAAAGCAGCUAAGCAAUCGCUUUAAUUGAAAGUCCCAUAAAUCCCGAGUAUUGAAAUCAGGCUGUAGUCUUGCUUUUUCGGACGCUUCUUCGGCGGAUUUAUUUAAAAAUCAUUUUUAUGAUACAUUUCAACCACCGCAGGAAAUUUGUUCACUCAUUAUUAUUUACAUUGUUUAAACGUAUUUUGACUCUCCACUUCUUAUAUAUCUCCUAGUUAAACAUUUUAAACCUAAUGACAUUAAAUUCACCAUUCAGAAAUGCUUUCUUAAAGAGACUCCAGGAUAUGAUUUAAUUACGGCGGAUAUCUUUUCCUGAUGUUUACCAAAACCUUCUAUUAAUCUUCAUAGACAAUUAUUCAAGCAAAUUUCGAUUUUCCAAUUUUAUACUGUCGUCAAGAACAGAAAAGAAAAAUAUGUGAAAAAACAACAUUAAUAAUUAAUAAAUAAAAAAUAAUUGAUAAUGAAAAAAUACGUAUGGAAAAAAUUAAUAACAAUACUUAUAUGAAAUCAAACAGUUAAAAUUAAUUAAACAGAAAAUAAGACAAUAUUGCUUUUGAAAUAUGUAGCCUUAAAUUUAAAUUAGAAUAAAUGAGCUAGGAAUGGUACUAUUAUAUUACUGGCUUAAUUUAAUUUUUAACAUAAAAAUAUAAUACAUCACUAUGCCGAAUAUACUGUAAAUAACACCGGAAGAGAUUAAAAAUGUAGCUAGACAUUCAUAAUUGUAUUAUAUGAUAAAUAUUUCGAAUAGUUAUACUUGAUAGAAUAUAUUAUACAUCAGUUGUUAAAAUAUUUAAUUUUAAAAAAUGUUGAUCAAACAAUAAGCACCAACAACCAGAUUUCUAAUUGUUUUUCUUCUCAGACGAUUGGAAGACAUGCAGUCAUAAUAGGGCUUACGAAUAUUUCGCAGAGUCCAUUCUCUAUAAAUUGAACGAAACUGCAUUUUUUGCAAAUAAACAUUGCUCAAUUGAUCAACUAUCGUUAACUGGAGGUUUUAAAGAUUCUGAAAUCGUGUUAGUUGGCGCCUUUUGCAAUCCACAGUAAGUAAAUAUUAAAAUUAAUUCAACCUUAACACAAUAGCAUACAAUUAAUUUAAAACUAUCACUAUCACUAUCAUAACCAUUAACUUAUUAAAGUAACAGAUUUAGUUACAGAUUUUUAUAUUUUAAUUUUAGAACCGUUGGCAUUUUCGGAUUUCCAACCAAAAGUAGUGCACCUUACGUUGUGGAAAAUUCUAAAAUUCUAAAAGAGUUAUUAGAAAAUACGGCUCAGGAUAAUGUAUAGUAUGAUAUCAUUGAUGGCAAAGACGGUGUAAACCAACUUCACGGUGUUCAAGAUGUUUUUACAAAGUCGUCUACCUCUAGUGAUAAAGAUUAAUGUUCGUCUAAAUAAUUCUCGUCUAAUACAUUCUAUUAAUGUAAAAUAAUUACAUAAUAAUUCAAAACCACACAAUUUGCAUGACAGCAAAAACCUAUGUAAUAAAAAAAAGUUAACCAUAAUACUAAAAAUAUACGUUCUACUAAAUUAAAUUGUUCAAAUGACAAAAAAAAAUUUUCUUUUGAAGGUAAUUUCAUAUUGUUAUUCCUGAUAUAAACAAUGUAUAUUAUUUCGCAAUAAAGAAAAAAUUAACAAAACAAUAUUUUAUAGUAAAACGGUAAAAUUUAUAAUAUGAAGUUAUCAC
Messenger RNA from Cinara cedri, 11387 nucleotides. NCBI's taxonomy places the organism in Eukaryota, Metazoa, Arthropoda, Insecta, Hemiptera, Aphididae. The record is from the annotation of a GenBank genome assembly.